UACUAUAGCCCACACUAAUGUAGUGUUGAUACGAUAUCAACUUUGAUUAACCCACAUUUCCAACACGCCCCGUGAGCGAAUCGAAACAUGCACUAAACACUAAACCUCUUGUGUUUCACGACUUCUAACGUCUUCCGUUAAGAUGAAUGACGGGACAGACAAGAACCGAGAGUUUCUGGAGCAGCUGCGGAUGCAGCAGAUGUACGGUCAGAGAAACGUAGGCGGCUCUGACCCGUACUCCUACACGGACCCGCAGGAUGGCACCAUCUAUGACUGGGACCACGACAAGAAAGCUUGGUUCCCAAAAAUCACCGAGGACUUUAUCGCCGCCUACCAGGCCAACUACGGCUUCAAGGAGGACGGCACCCCGGACGCCAACGCCGCUCUAACGGACGACACCAAGCCAGCCGCCCCCAGCACCAAAGACAAGGGGGGCGCUCACCCAGAGCCCGCCCACACGCCCGGUCAGGACGCGGCCAUGGACGCCAAGCAGAAAGGAGACAAGAGGAAAGCAGAGGCAGCUUGGUUUGACGUGGACGACAAUAAGAACACCAACGUCUAUGUUUCAGGCUUACCCCUUGACAUCAGCAGCGAGGAGUUUGUGGAGUUAAUGUCCAAGUGUGGCAUCGUCUUGAGGGACCCCGUCACGGAGGAGUACAAGGUGAAGCUCUACAAAGACGGACAAGGCAACCUCAAGGGAGACGGCCUCUGCUGCUACCUCAAGAAGGAGUCUGUAGCCCUGGCUGUGCGUCUGAUCGACGAGUCGGAGGUCAGAGGUUACAAGCUUCACGUGGAGGAGGCGCACUUUGAGCUGAAGGGUCAGUACGACGCCACCAAGAAGAAGAAGAAGAACAAGGACUACAAGAAGAGACUACAACAACAACAGAAGCAGUUGGACUGGAGGCCGGAGAAAAAGGGAGAAGUGAGGAAGAGGUUUGAGAAGGUUGUCAUCAUCCAGAACAUGUUCCAUCCAAGCGACUUUGAGGAAGACCCGCUGGUGCUGAACGAGUACCGGGACGACCUGCGCACCGAGUGUGAGAAGUUUGGCCAGGUCAAGAAGGUCAUCGUCUUCGAUAGACAUCCGGAUGGGGUCGCCUCCGUAGCGUUUAAGGAGCCAGAACACGCGGACUUGUGCAUCGCGGCGCUUAACGGACGCUGGUUUGGAGGGAGGCAGCUGUCUGCGGUCCUCUGGGAUGGAACCACGGACUACCAGGUGGAAGAGACGUCUAGAGAGCGUGAGGAGCGCCUCAAAGGCUGGUCUAAAUUCCUGGACCCAGGAGCCAAAAAAGAGGGGGACCCAAACUCUACUGUCCCAGCCGGUGGACCAGAGCCCGCCCCUGACACAUCAGGCCCCGCCCCUGACACGUCAGGCCCCGCCCCUGACACAUCAGGCCCCGCCCCUGACACAUCAGGCCCCGCCCCUGACACCUCAGGCCCCGCCCCUGACACCUCAGGCCCCGCCCCUGACACCUCAGGCCCCGCCCCUGACACCUCAGGCCCUGCCCCUGACACCUCAGGCCCCGCCCCUGUCACCCCAGACCCUGCCCCUCACAAACCAGGCUCCACCCCAAACAAGCCAGAGCCUAGUUCUGAUCUGAGGAGCACCACCUCCCAGCCCAGCACCACCACCCAGCCCAGCACCACCUCCCAGCCCAGCCUGGACAUGGAAACACGGCCCAAAGAGCAGCGAGAAGAGGAAGCUGACUCCACCGACAGCAGCCUAGCAGGGAGUGAUGAGGAGGCCUGAUGGGACCUGCCACCAAGCGAACUGAACUGCCGCAAAACACGAGAGAUGUCGCUGUGUUAUGACGUUAAAUGUUUCGUAAUUGGGUCACAGAGAAUUAAAAUGUUUUUCCAAA
Gadus macrocephalus (Pacific cod) is the source of this 1859-nucleotide messenger RNA. RefSeq names its product HIV-1 Tat specific factor 1 (gene htatsf1). The transcript has 10 exons. Gene Ontology annotation, cellular component: U2-type spliceosomal complex; U2 snRNP. NCBI's taxonomy places the organism in Eukaryota, Metazoa, Chordata, Actinopteri, Gadiformes, Gadidae. The record is from RefSeq and is a predicted model, not a curated record. The coding region runs from base 143 to 1747 and encodes 534 amino acids. Gene Ontology annotation, molecular function: RNA binding. Gene Ontology annotation, biological process: mRNA splicing, via spliceosome.